Molecule: messenger RNA, 1466 nt
Organism: Didymella exigua CBS 183.55
Lineage: Eukaryota; Fungi; Ascomycota; Dothideomycetes; Pleosporales; Didymellaceae
Exons: 1
Coding region: 444-1334 (296 amino acids)
Source: RefSeq, a predicted model, not a curated record
CACCGAACGGUAGUUUGAGCCAAGUUCUCAGACUGGCUAAUUUGAAUAUGAGGCUCGACAACUUACUGGAUGGAUUCGGUAGAGUUAUGUAACAACAGCUGGCCAAUGUACGUGGUCAGGAACCCAGAGGUGGCCAUGGUGUUUUGCACGAGUACCAGUAAUGUUGCGUAAACGCCCUGAAUUUAUGAAGGAUUCACUGUGGCUUUUUGACGAAUGGAAUUCGCGGCUUGAUCAAUGACACAGCCUACCAACAAUUAUGGCGCUUGCAGACAAGUUCAGCAACAGUGCGUUGUCACAUUGAUAAAUUUAUCUCCGGUCACUUUUGGGAAUGGAGAGAGCAGUUUCCGGUUUAUAAUAGAGUGCUGAGCCACCCUCAGCUGUCGGUCCAUGACCCAUAUCUCAACCUUAACGCACAACGACUGAUCAAGUAGCCAGCACCCAGUAUGCACCAUUGCGUACUCUGCGAUCAACGAUUUGCCAGCGAAACGGCACUUCAACAGCACCGACGCGAUUCGCCUAUGCACAAAAAGAGCCUGGAAUGCAAGAUCUGUAAUCGCAUGUUUGGAAGUGAGGAAGCACUUAAACAACACCGACGAGACGCGCCUGCGCACACAGGGACCUUCGACUGUGAGGCUUGCAACCGCUUCUUUGGUAGCGCAGGUGCUCUGAAACAGCAUCAAAGCGACUCUCCAACCCACAGGAUACCUGCGCAAACUCCAGCUGUUGACGAUCUCAAAAGGUCAUCUUCUCAAGCAUCCGAGUCGCCCGAUCCGAAGACUGGACAUCACCCUCGGGGCAGUGGUGAUUUCCGAAGAGACUCGGGAGUCUUCCCGAACAAGCCCACAAAGAAGGAAUCCUCCAACCGAAAAGUAGAGACCCAAGAGUUCUUCACAUUUCCUGAGCUCCACCAAAGCGUCGCAGAGGCCAUCGCACCGCACACAACCUCAUUGUGGUUCUACGAAACCAACCACGACAGCAGGUAUGAUAGGAAUCACUCUACAAAGGUUAUAGGACAGUUUACAUGUACGAAAACAUCAUGCAGAAAUCGAUGGGGAAGCAAGAUAGUCGCAGUUUGGAUUAAAAGACAUGCUCGCAAUCAUUACAGCGCUGUAGUGUAUAACCAGAAGUGCCGGACUUGUGGCUUUCUAGGGCAUCUUAAGAUGGACGAGGAAUGCUAUACUGAGCGUGUUGCUUACAGACUUAAGAAAUGGGCAGGAGUGCACAUGGAGCAGCCUCCUUUCGAGCCGAAGAAAGGCCCGCCGCACGAGAUUGAAUUGUGUGAAGGCUGUAAGAGGGGAGUUUGUCCGCAGAUAAGAGACUCAGAAGAGCACUAGGAUUGUUAUCUUAUCUGUAACGUACCCCACGGGCGAGUCGGACACACGGGCGAGUCGGACACACGGGCGAGUCGGACACUUUUGCCAAGACCCUACUAAACCUCACCCUAUUAUGGCCCAAAACACCACACU